AUGAAUUAAGAGAAAGAAUGGAAUCUAGAUAGUUGGAAGAAAUAUCCAGCAUUGCAAUAGCCAUUAUAUUAGGAUCUUCAUUUCUAUUAGGAGACUCUAUAAAAAUUAAGAAAACUUCCUGGAAUCUUAAAUUUUGAAGAGAUAAAUAAAUUCAAGAAUGAGAUGAUAAAGGUUAGCUAAGGAGAUAAAUUUGUCUUGCAAUUAGGAGACUGUGCAGAAGUAUAUAAUGAAUGCACGGAAGAACAUUGGAAGGAGAAAUUUAGCUUUUAUGAUAGUAUGGGUUAAAUUCUAAAUGCGAUAGUAAUUGGAAGAACUUGUGGAUAAUUUGCGAAACCCAGGACCUAAUUACACGAAAAGGAUGGAACAUUAAAUUAUAGAGGAGAUUUAAUAAAUUCAUUGAGUAGAGAUGAAAGAGAUCCUGAUCCUUUGAGAUUACUAUUAGGUGCGCAUUACUCAAAAAAGGGCAUAGACACACUUCGUAAAUAUGAGGGUAAAUAAUUAUGGGUUUCUCAUGAAUGUUUGCAUAUAGGAUAUGAAUCUGCAUUUGCAAGAUAACAUGAGGAAGACCAUUAUUAUCUAUCAAAUACUCAUUUCCCUUGGAUUGGGGACAGAACUAGAUUGUGUGAGCAUGCACAUUCUAAUUUUGCAAAGGGAAUUUACAAUCCUAUUGGAAUCAAGAUUGGAUCAAGUAUAAAUAAAAAUGAGUUUGUUAAUCUAAUUAAAUUGUUGAAUCCAAAGAAUGAAGAUGGAAGAGUGUUUGCCAUUAUAAGAUUAGGAAAGAAUAAAUUAGAUAAAUUAAAAGAUAUUAUUAAUUGGAAACAUGAAGAAAAAUUAAAUGUCUCCUUCUUCCUAGAUCCUAUGCAUGGUAAUAGUCUAGAAUAGAAUGGCUAUAAAAUCAGAAGAAUUGAAGAUAUUAUGUUUGAAAUUCAAUAGUUUUUUAAUAUACUUGAAUAAAGCAAUGAAAAACCAGCAGGAUUACAUUUGGAAUGCACUCCGUAUGAUGUAAGUGAAUGCGUUGAAAAUGAUGAGGAAAUAGAUCCCAAAAAGUAUACUACUGCUUGUGAUGCCAGAUUGAAUUUUAGACAAACAAGAAAAAUAGUCAUUUUUGUUAAUACUCUUUUAAAAAAGCUUAAGAAAAAGUAAUAAUGA
Paramecium tetraurelia is the source of this 1149-nucleotide messenger RNA. RefSeq lists its product as uncharacterized. The record is from RefSeq and is a predicted model, not a curated record. The transcript is spliced from 4 exons. Gene Ontology annotation, molecular function: 3-deoxy-7-phosphoheptulonate synthase activity. NCBI's taxonomy places the organism in Eukaryota, Ciliophora, Oligohymenophorea, Peniculida, Parameciidae. Gene Ontology annotation, biological process: aromatic amino acid biosynthetic process.